AUGGCAACCACGUUGCAGAAGAUAAAAGAGAUCGAAGAUGAGAUGGCAACUCAAAAGAACAAAUACGCCCCUUUCAGCUACCAUUUAGGUCUAUUGAAAGCUAAGCUUGCGAAAGCGAGGCGAGAGUUGUUGACUCCAUCUGGAGGAAGCGGGGGUGGUGGAGGUAUUGGGUUUGAUGUUGCUCGGACAGGGAUCGCCUCCGUGGGGUUCGUUGGAUUUCCGUCCGUAGGGAAGGGAAGUUCCACACUUAUGACAAAAUUGACUGGAACCCACUCAGAAGUGGCUGAGUACGCAUUUACGACCCUUACAACGGUUCCAGGGACGCUCAAAGUCCAUGGUGCACCGAUACAAGUGUUAGAUCUUCCUGGCAUUAUCGAGGGCGCCAAAGAUGGCCGUGGCCGUGGACGGCAAGUUAUUGCCGUGGCCAGGACGUGCAAUUUGAUUUUUAUCGUUUUAGAUGUCCAAAAACCACUAGGAGAUAAAGCAGUGAUCGAAGCCGAACUCGAAGGUUUCGGUAUUCGGUUGAACAAAAAGCCACCUGCUAUCACAGUCAAAAAGAAGGACAAAGGCGGAAUCAACAUCACCAACACGGUGGCCCUGACAAAAAUCGAUACGGAAGAAGUAAAAGCAGUUCUCAGUGAAUACAGGAUUGCGAACGCAGAUGUGGCGAUCCGGCAGCCGGAUGCCACCCCAGACGAUUUGAUAGAUGUCGUGGAAGGCAAUAGGGUUUACAUACCUGCGCUUUAUAUCGACGCGAUAUCAAUUGAAGAGCUGGAUAUUUUAUACAGAAUUCCGGACUCUGUGCCUAUAUCGUCAAAAGAGUGGUGGAACAUUGAUGAACUUCUCGACAUCAUGUGGGAGAUGCUCGAUCUAGUGCGAGUGUACACAAAGCCUCGCGGCCAAACACCCGACUACACGGCGCCUGUUGUCUUGCGACGCGGUCGCUCUACCGUUGAGGAUUUCUGCAAUUCAAUUCACAAGGAAAUAGCCAAACAAUUGAAGUAUGCUACAGUAUGGGGUACCAGUGCCAAGCAUUCGCGGGGACAGAAAGUUGGACUCGAUCAUGUGCUUGAAGAUGAAGAUAUAGUGCAGUUGGUCAAGAAGUAGAUUGCUGAAUUCACAAUUGAAGUGUUGCUUGAGAUUUCUCAUGCACAAU
This is a messenger RNA of Cantharellus anzutake, 1156 nucleotides long. RefSeq names its product developmentally regulated GTP binding protein 1. The record is from RefSeq and is a predicted model, not a curated record. Gene Ontology annotation, biological process: cytoplasmic translation. NCBI's taxonomy places the organism in Eukaryota, Fungi, Basidiomycota, Agaricomycetes, Cantharellales, Hydnaceae. Gene Ontology annotation, cellular component: cytoplasm. Bases 1 to 1107 code for a protein of 368 amino acids. Gene Ontology annotation, molecular function: GTP binding; GTPase activity. The transcript is spliced from 14 exons.